AUGGCGACAAAGAGCCAGGGAGAGUCCAAUGACCAUGCCACGAAGGAGGGGGACACUGAUAACAGUAUGGUGAUUUUGGAGAAUGCAUAUCAGUUCUGCGGAUUCAAUCUGAAGAUUAAUCGAUUCAUCAACGCGAAUCUUGGCUAUUCUGCCUAUGUUUGGGAUGCAGGCAUUUUUCUUUGCCAAUACUUUGAGAAAGAGAAUAUCAAUUUUAUUGGGAAGAAGGUGAUUGAGCUGGGAUCGGGCACCGGAAUCGUGGGAAUUUUAACAACUCUACUUGGUGGAGAUGUCACUAUAACAGAUAAAUCGAUUGUCAUGAAGCAAAUCGAUAACAACAUCGUCAUCAACGUCCCAGCUGCAUGUAGACACCGUAUCAAGGCCCGUCCCCUGAUUUGGGGGGAAGACCACACUAACUUCCCCACUGGCUAUGACUUCAUCCUGGGCUCGGAUAUUACGUACAGCUCCAUGGCCCACCCGGCUCUACUAGAAACACUGUGUUAUCUCUCCCGGAAAGGAACCACAAUUUACCUCUGUUCCGAAAUACGAACCAAGAAUGGCAGCCUCUCUUUCCAGAACGAAUUCCUACCUCAGUAUUUUAACUGCCAGGUCCUUGCCACGUCAGAGAGCAAAGACAUAAUUCUGCACAAAUUUACCAGAAUUGGUGGUUCAAGCCCCGGAGAUGGGGCCGUAACUGGAAACAAAUGAUUUCUCGAUGACUAGGGUUGAACGC
This is a messenger RNA of Chiloscyllium plagiosum (whitespotted bambooshark), 730 nucleotides long. RefSeq names its product EEF1A lysine methyltransferase 3-like. Gene Ontology annotation, cellular component: protein-containing complex; cytosol. NCBI's taxonomy places the organism in Eukaryota, Metazoa, Chordata, Chondrichthyes, Orectolobiformes, Hemiscylliidae. The record is from RefSeq and is a predicted model, not a curated record.